AUGGAUCUCGUUCAGAAGGAACAUGAGCGCCUAUCGAAAAGGCUGAAAUCGUCUCAAAGUAUUCAGAAUGUACAGGAUGCAAUAGACUUGCUCCAGUCCACCCGAGACAAGAUCGCUUCCGACCCCGACCAGGCGUCGAUAUCGCUGGCGAAACUCCAGAAUCCGAUCAAGUCGACGUUUGAUUCUAUCAACGAUAAUCUCAAGGAGACUCACAGUGGUCUCAAUAAAUUUUCGAAGGCGUUGGAUAAGCUUUUUAAAGACAGGCCGUUACCAAGCUCCGAACACGAUGUCCUCGAGUCGCACGAAGAGCUCAUCAAUAGAGCUAUCGCCAUGCAUUUACUGCGGGAGGGGCAGUUUUCUGUGGCGUCUUCGUUCCUUAGGGAAGUAGCAGAGAAAAAGGCGGCCGAACGACAACAGGAGGUCGAUUCUGAUAUCAUGGACGAAGCCGCUGCGCUCCUCGAUAUCGAUGGUGUGUCAUCGAGUAGGGUCCGCGCCGAAUUCCACAACAUGUGGCGAAUACUCCACGAAAUGAAGGAGAACAAUAAUUUGUUGCCGGCGAUAGAAUGGUCCAGGAAGGAGGAAAAUAAAGCAAUGCUCGAAGCGAGAGGUAGCAACCUCGAAUUUGAGUUAUGCAGACUGCAGUUCGUUUGGCUGUUUCACGGUGGACUUGAGCAGCGCGGGCCUACGUCCGAAGGGCGACAAGCAGCUUUGAAAUACGCCCGGCGCGAAUUUCAUGUGUUCCUGCCCAGGUAUUUGCGAGAAAUCGAGCAACUUAUGGGAGGAAUGGCUUUCAGCCCUAAUUUACCAGGCUCGCCUUACAAGAAUAUCUUCGAUAACUCAUCUGCGUGGUCUGAUGUUUCGCACUCAUUUACACGAGAGUUCUGCGCACUCCUAGGGCUAUCCCCAGAUUCUCCGCUUUACAUUGCUUCAACCGCAGGUGCAAUAGCUCUGCCUACAUUGUUGAAGCUGCAGAGCAUCAUGAAGGCGAAACGGACGGAAUGGACCACAGAGCACGAAUUACCUGUCGAAAUCCCCCUACCUCCAUCAUACCUCUUUCACUCGAUAUUUGUAUGUCCUGUCUCGAAAGAACAGAGCACUGACGAGAACCCACCAAUGAUGAUGCCCUGCGGGCAUGUGAUUGCAGAAGAGUCGCUCAAACGACUUUGCAAGGGCACGAGAUUCAAGUGUCCUUAUUGCCCCAGCGAGAGCAGCCCUAAGGACGCAAAGAUAGUGUUCCUCUAA
Molecule: messenger RNA, 1242 nt
Organism: Aspergillus puulaauensis
Lineage: Eukaryota; Fungi; Ascomycota; Eurotiomycetes; Eurotiales; Aspergillaceae
Product: ubiquitin-protein ligase RMD5
Exons: 4
Coding region: 1-1242 (413 amino acids)
Biological process (GO): proteasome-mediated ubiquitin-dependent protein catabolic process
Cellular component (GO): cytoplasm; GID complex; nucleus
Molecular function (GO): protein binding; ubiquitin protein ligase activity
Source: RefSeq, a predicted model, not a curated record